Molecule: messenger RNA, 4861 nt
Organism: Rhinolophus ferrumequinum (greater horseshoe bat)
Lineage: Eukaryota; Metazoa; Chordata; Mammalia; Chiroptera; Rhinolophidae
Gene: HPS6
Product: HPS6 biogenesis of lysosomal organelles complex 2 subunit 3
Exons: 2
Coding region: 177-2588 (803 amino acids)
Biological process (GO): lysosome localization; organelle organization; protein localization to membrane
Cellular component (GO): lysosomal membrane; BLOC-2 complex
Source: RefSeq, a predicted model, not a curated record
GAGAACAGGGGUUAAGCACUGAAUUUGCCCAGCGGGGAGGGCGGGGCGGAGCCGAAGCUUAGGCCAGGCCUCAGCCCACCUCAUCCAAGGGGGACGGAAGUCUCAGCCCCACUCUCGACCUCCCCCGGGAGCCCUGGACUGAGAGCCAAGCCUCGCCCCACCAGGCGGCCGGCACUAUGAAGCGUGCGGCGACUCUGCGCCUGCUCUCGGAUUUAAGCAACUUCAGCGGCGCAGCCCGGCUCCGGGAGUUGCUGGCUGCGGACCCAGAGGUCCGAGUGCGCUGCAGCCCGGACGGCCGCCACCUGCUGCUACUGCGACCCCCGGGGGCGCUGGCCCCGCAGCUGCUGAUUGCGGUGCGUGGACCGGGCGAGGAGCUGGAGCGUGCCUGGCCGGCUGAACAACUCUCACCGCUAGACGCCUUCUUCCUGCCGUGGCCGGUGCGACCGGCUCUGGUCUUGGUAUGGGAGAGUGGCCUAGCCGAGGUGUGGGGAGCGGGCGUAGGGCCCGGCUGGCGACUGCUGCAGAGCACCGAACUGUGUACGAGCAGUGGAUCCCGCGUGGUGGCCGUAGCGGCCCUCCGAAGCCGCCUGGUGUGGUGCGAGGAGCGUCAGGCUGAUGCUGAGGGCUGCCUAGUGCCGCCCUCAACAGCUUUCAGCCACCAUGUGUGUGUCAGGACCCUGGAGCCCAGCGGGGAGGCUGGCACCAACCAGGGCCGCACACACAUCCUCCUGUACCAUUGCCCCCCUUUCAAGCUGCUGGCCUCCGGCAAGGACUUCUUCCUGGUGCCCACUGCCAAUACCUGGCCUGGCGUGGGCCACAUUCUGCUCAUCUGGAGCCCAGGCAAGGGUAAGGUGAUGGUGGCUGCCCCAAAUCUUGGUUUCUCCUACAGUAAGAGCCUGAAUCCUGGACGAGGGGACACAUGGGACUUCCGGACUCUCCUUCGAGGCCUUCCUGGGCUCCUGUCCCCCAGGCAGCCAUUGACUGUACAUACCUGGGCCCCAACUCCCCGGGGACUGCUACUGCUUGACUUCAGGGGCACUGUGAGCCUGGUGCAAUCCCAUGGUGGUACCCGGGCAGUGGGCACCCUGCAGGAGGCACCUGUAGGCCAGGCAGGGUCUGCAGCACUGGGAACAUUUCAUGGCACUCUGGCCUGUGUGCUGGGCUCCACAUUGGAACUGUUGGACGUGGGCAGCGGGCAGCUGCUGGAGAGGAAGGUCCUCAGUACAGACCGAGUACAUUUGCUGGAACCCCUAGCCCCUGACACAGAGAAUAAGGAAGAGCUGGAGACACGAGGAGGUCUUCGUUUGCUUUCAGCCUUGGGUCUGUUUCGUGUAGGCUGGGAAGCCCCACAGGGCCUUGAGCUGCCUUCAGCUGAAGACCUGGUAUUUGAGGAAGCCUGCGAGUACUACCAGCGGCGGAGCCUGCGGGGUGCCCAACUCACCCCGGAGGAACUGAGACACAGCAGCAUAUUCCGGGCACCUCAGGCUCUGGCCUCCAUUCUCCAGGGCCACGUGUCCCCUUCUACACUAUUGACCAUACUGAGGGCUGAGCUUCGGGAUUACCGGAGCUUAGAGCACCUCAAAGCCCAGCUGGUGGCUGGGGACGAUGAAGAGCCUGGCUGGACUGAGCUGGCAGAGCAGGAAGUGGAACGCCUGCUGAGGACUGAGUUGAUGGGAGACCAGCUGGCCCAGCUCAACACAAUUUUCCAAGCCCUUCCUACAGCAGCCUGGGGUGCCUUCCUCAGGGCCCUGCAGCUCCAGCCAGAUGGUAAUGGCAGGUUGAGGUCCCAAGCUCCACCUGAUGUGUGGAAGAAGGUACUAGGGGUUACAGCAGCUGGAAAGGAACCCCCCAAUGGUGUACUGCCCCUCUUUGAACUCCUAUGCCAAUACCUCUGCCGGCUAGAACCCCGAUGGCUGCCACCCUUUGUGGAGCUGGCACAGCAGCAGAGUGGGCCUGGGUGGGGGGCAGGGGGCCCAGGGCUCCCCCUGUAUCGCCGAGCUCUGGCAGUAUUAGGAGAGGAGGGGACCAGGCCUGAGGCACUGGAGCUAGAACUGCUUUUGGGCAGUGGGCGGCCCAAAGCUGUGCUCCAAGCUGUGGGGCAGCUGGUACAAAAGGAGCAGUGGGAGCGGGCUCUAGAGGCUGGCCUGGUCUUCAGCCCCUCCAGCCCCCUGCUUCGAAGUGAGAUCUUCAAACUGCUGCUGGCCGAAUUUGCCCGGCACCGGCGACUUGAUGCUCACCUCCCCCUCCUUUGCCGCCUGUGCCCACCAGACCUAGCUCCCACUGAGCUCCUGCUGCUACUGCGGACACACCUCCCAGAUGAGUCAGAGCCCCCCACCCCAUUCCCUGAGCCUGGGGCAGAGCCCCCUCUCACUGUGGGCUUGCUCAGAGCUCUACUAGAGCAUACUGGGGCUCAAGGACAGCCCUCAGGCCCAGUUCUAAGCUUAUAUGAGGACAUCCUCUGGGACCCAGGCACUCCACCUCCCACCCCACCACGGGGACCUAUCACUACCCUCCAGACAUCAGACCACCCAGGCCUGGAGACCUGGGCACCAUCUGGACAUGGCUUCUGUGUGACUGACACAGGCUGAAAAGUGCUUCUGUGAGCAGGGAAGCGUGCCUAGGAGUUGUAGAGGGCCAGGGUGAGCAUAUAUGCAAAAUAUUGUCAUAUAAUAAAUAUGGUUGGUCUUUAUCUUCAGGUUUUUGUCAUGGCACAGAGCUCUCCUAAAAUCCUUGGAUUUUCCUGAGUGAUAGGAAUGUCUUUUAUUAUUCAUAACGGACCCCUUUAGAUCACACCUGCUUUAUGCUAAUGAGGUAACUUAGGGUGGGUGGGGCCCCCAGCCUCAGAAUGGGGCUAGUCACCAGAAGGACCAAGUGAUGAGAGGAUUGGAAUUUUCAGCCCCAUCUCCAAACUCCUGGGAGGUGAGUGGGACUAGAAAUUGAGCUCUAGAAAAACUCCCGGACAAGGAAAUUUAAUGAGCUUCUAGCUUGGUGAACACAUCAAGAGUGACACCCAGAGAGGGCGUGGAAACUACCUACACACACACACACACACACACACCAUACCUUGCUCUAUGCAUGGAUUCCAUCUGUCUCUCCCUGAAUUGCAUCCUUUGUAAUAAAUCUGUAAACAUAAGUAAAGUAGUUCCCAGAGUUCUGUGAGCCAUUCUAGCAAAUUAUCAAACCAAAUUAUAGCAUGGGAAUUCCCAAUUUAUAGCCAGUCAGUCAGAAGUACCAGUGACUUGCAACUGGCAUUUUAAAAAAUCUAUAUCAUUUUAUUUUUACUUUUUUAUGCAACUGGCAUUUGAAGUGGGAGCAGGCUUGUGGGACUGAGCCCUUACCCUGUGGGGUCUGCACUAACUGCAGGUAGUUAGUGUCAGAAUUAAAUUGACUUGUAGGACACCUAUUUGGUGUCUGCAGAGAAUUGGUUGUUGGUAUUAGAAAACACUCCAGAAAUAUAUACAUGCUUUGUGUGAUUUUGAACAGCUGAGGGUCUCAGAGGAUUGUGGAUUAUAGGGGGAGUUGUUGAAUCUAACUCUGUUGGCUACAGUGGCCACUUCCAAUAAUGAAAAUAACACUUAUGAGCACUUAAUAUGUGCCAGGCACUCUGCUGGUCUUUAAUAAUUUCUCACUCAACGUUUCCAAUAACCCCAUCAGGAAAGUACUAAUAUCAUCCCCAUUUUACAGGUGAAGAAAUAGGUUUAGAAAGAGGAAAUAAGGUUUAGAAAGCUUACUUGACCAAGGUCAGUCAACUAGAAAGUAGAGCUCUAAGAUUUGAACCACUUUACUGUAUAGCCCAGUAGCUGGCUUGGGCUUGAAUGCACUUCUCAUUCCAGACUCUAGCCUGUUGUAAGGAGGAUCUUCAGAGCUGCACCCUUACCCCAAGACUCUUCUGUUCCCAGGUAGGAACUGUGAUAGGUAUUGGGCCCACACCUGUCUCCCCCAGGAUUCCUGGAGCAGCCCCUGAUUGAGGGAAGAUUUGCCACAGACAGGAAAGCUACUUGCAGAGCCCUCUAGCUUUGUAACAAGAGUCGCUGGAGCAGGGUUGCUUGGAGGACUUCCGAAACUAAGAAACAAAAGCAUCUCCGGCACAGAUUUCUGUUCAUCUGAAUUUAGUCAGUAAGACCAAUUCUGAAGAAGCCCUGCCCUGUGCCCACUUCUACCCAAGUAACCCUUGAUACUGCUACUUAGCAGUAUCCUGGGCCCCCAGCUAUCCUUGUCCAGGACUUGGAUCCCCGGUAAGGACUGCCACUCAGCUUUGUUCUCAGCUGGGACCUAAACUUGGGUUCUGCUCAGCCUCAUCCUGGACUAAAGGUGGCCCUUGAGUUUUACAUGGGACUGGGGAGAGCUCCCCUCCUCUUGGCAAAGGGCAGCCUCUCAGGCUUGUCAAAGUCUGCUGUUACUCUUCAGCCACAUGGAGGUCCUGAGGCGGCUCCUCUGCAUGGCCCAGUCCUGGGCCGGCUCCGCAGCCUCACUGAAGUGUCAGGACCACAUCUUGGCCUCAUCCAGGACUUGGAUGGCCCUUGUCCUGGCCUUCAAGCCAGGUUGUCUGCCAAUACCAGGACUCAAGCUUCUAUCCCUUAAGCUACUGUUCCUCCCAGAGGCCCAGAACUAGGGACAGGUCAUUCCUCAGCCUCCUUCUCAGCCCCUUUCUGGUUUGGGAGAGGUCCUCCUCUUCCUGGUCUGGAGGCUGGGCCCAUCAGGACUCCUCAGUGGGAAGCUAGGGAUGGCCAAAAGCAGGAAUCUGCUUCCUGUUCAUGAUCCUGCUGAAUCGUGGUGGUUUCUUUGCCUGAGAUUUGUCUUGGGGCUCUUUCUGUGCUCAGAGGAAAAGGAAUUGUACUCAGUGGGCCCCUGGGGGCAUAAG